AUGCCUAUUCUAUCUGGAAAUGUUGAGAUGUUCCCUUGGCUGAUAUGGUAUAUAUGGAAGGCUCGUAAUGAGAAGUGCUUCAACGGAAAGGACGUCACACCUCUGGAUACACUCCAGCUCGCAAGCAGCGAAGCUGAAACAUGGCUGAUCGCGCAGAUAGUGGAGGAAGUAGCAGACGCGGUACCAGAGGAAGGGGCUGUACCAACACUGAAUGAGGGGCGAGCAAUGAACUUUAAAUGGAGAUGCCAAGUUGAUGCAUCUUGGAAGGAUAAGGAGGAAGGAGCCGGUAUGGGAUUCGUUCUUUUUGAAGAAAAUCAAGCAAAACUGAUAGGAGUGAGAAAGGGUGGGUGUGUGCCGUCGCCAAUGCACGCUGAAGCAGAGGCUCUGUGUUGGGCGAUGAAAGAGACACGACGACUAGGAGCUACGGAAGUCUGCUUUGAGUCGGACUGCCAACAUCUGGUCCGUCUCAUUCAAACCCGCAGGAAUGGCCGGCCCUUGGCUCGGAACUCGACGAGAUCGACUUUAUCAGUUCUGAAUUCUCUUCCUUUUCUAUUCGCUUUAUUCGCCGUAAUGAUAAUGUCCGUGCAGACUGUCUUUCAAAGGCAGGUCGAUCACGAGUAUCAGGCUUUUGUUUCGUGGAUAACAAGAUACCACCAUGGCUAG
This is a messenger RNA of Brassica napus (rape), 663 nucleotides long. RefSeq lists its product as uncharacterized. Gene Ontology annotation, molecular function: nucleic acid binding; RNA-DNA hybrid ribonuclease activity. The transcript has a single exon. The record is from RefSeq and is a predicted model, not a curated record. NCBI's taxonomy places the organism in Eukaryota, Viridiplantae, Streptophyta, Magnoliopsida, Brassicales, Brassicaceae. The coding region runs from base 1 to 663 and encodes 220 amino acids.